Molecule: messenger RNA, 3671 nt
Organism: Gadus morhua (Atlantic cod)
Lineage: Eukaryota; Metazoa; Chordata; Actinopteri; Gadiformes; Gadidae
Product: toll-like receptor 9
Exons: 3
Coding region: 149-3307 (1052 amino acids)
Biological process (GO): canonical NF-kappaB signal transduction; toll-like receptor signaling pathway; positive regulation of interleukin-6 production
Cellular component (GO): plasma membrane
Molecular function (GO): pattern recognition receptor activity; protein binding
Source: RefSeq, a predicted model, not a curated record
UGGUCGAUUUUGGAAAAAUAAAGGAAGGAAGUGACGUCCGAGUGCAUAAAAACAUCAGUCCGGUUGAAAUAAUGGCCAUUUUUCACUUCUGCAGAGCUGUCAUCACCAACAGUUGCUUCUCCACUAAAAACUCAGUCGGGUUGAGAUAAUGGGUAUCUUUCAAAAAGUGGUUAUUCUACUACUGAGCCAACUCCCUUUAUUAAGAGGAAGAAUCCCCCUGUUUUUUCCAUGUGACAACAAUGAAAAAGGUACUGAGGUAUACUGCACACACAGGCCGCUCGAUGACAUCCCUUUUUUUACUUCAGUGAAUGUAACGUUUCUCGACCUAAGUCACACCAAGAUACGGGAAGUUGGACAGCAUCAAUUCUCUGGCAUUCCAAAUCUUAUCACUCUGAAUAUGACGGGGAAUUGUGAUCCCAAUAUCAUUCGAAAAAUUAACAACCUUCCCUGUGGAGUCAGAGUACACGAGGAUGCCUUCAGGAGUCUGCACAACCUCACUUAUCUACAUCUGGCAGGAAACAGCCUUACCAUGUUACCCUGGUUACCGGAAAGCAUUAAGGUCCUGGAUCUUGAGAGCAACUGCAUUUUCAACAUCAUCAUCCCUUUUGGAACUCCACAUCUAGAGAAGCUCUUCCUCACAAUGAACUGUUAUAAUGAAAACCCUUGCCACCAGUCAUUUUACAUCCAUGAGGAUGUUUACAAGGAGCUAUCACAUCUGAAAAAUCUAACCCUGGGAUACAACAAUUUAACAUCAAUACCACUAGGAUUGCCAGCUUCACUUAUGACACUGGACUUGAAAGAGAAUACAAUAACUGAGAUUCCAGAAGGGGCAUUUGCUAAUUUUUCUAACCUGGAGAAUCUAAAUCUGGAAUGGAAUUGUCAGCGUUGUGACCAUGCAGCCCGCCCUUGUUUUCCUUGCCCUAACAAUGCCUCCCUACAGCUUCACCCUAAAUCAUUCAAUAUUAAAAACAGCUCCAUUCGUUUUCUGAGCUUGAGGGGAAACUCUUUGAACAGUAUACCAAAAGGUAUUUUUCUCCCUUUGACAAAUUUGAGGAGGUUGGAUCUCUCUGACAACUACCUGGCCUACACCAUCCGUAAUGGUACCUUCUUUACAGAGCUAAAGCAGUUAACGUGGAUCAGCCUCAUCUAUAACUAUCAGCCUUAUAAGACAUUCCAUGAGCUGAUCCUUUCAGAACAUCUGGGAAAUGUCUCAAAUCUCGAAACCCUUCUGUUAAGCGGGAACUUUUUCCACACUGUUUCAGAACAAAGCCUUGUGGUUCUGUCCAGACUAAAACAACUUAAGAUGCUGGAGUUGCGCAUGAAUUUCAUCAGUUAUUUCAACAUGACCACUGUGGGAAUGUUAACUUCUCUCAACAAAUUAGUCCUCUCCCAGAACGCACUGAGUUAUAACCCUUGCAAUGUCUCAUCUGGGAACUCUUUAGAUCAAGGCUCACAGGAUCCAAAUGUUUUCAAAUAUUUUUCUGAUCCAUUCAUGCCACCAAUAACAGCACAUGUAUAUCAAACUGUGCCUGAAAGUGACAUGUGUAUAACUAACAAUAUAAUGUUUGGAAUGUCAAAUUUCACUCAGAGAUUUUGCGGGAAUAAUUUGACAAUUGAUCUUUCCCAAAAUAAUCUUAUGUUCCUUCAUGAACAUGUUUUCGAUGGAAUGGAAAAUGUCUUGUGUUUAAACCUUUCUUACAAUUACGCAAGCCAGGCUUUAGAAGGUGGCCUUUUCAGUCGCUUGAAAAGCUUAGUUUACUUAGAUAUGUCAUUCAAUAGAAUUGACCUAUAUUAUAAAGAGGCAUUCAGUGAGUUGAACAGGUCUUUGAAGGUACUGGACCUCAGUCAUAAUGAGUAUCACUUUCGCAUGAAUGGAAUGGGUCAUCGUCUUGAGUUCAUUGAAAACCUCAUUAAUCUGGAAGUUUUGAAUCUUGCAAAUAAUGGCAUGGGUAUGCGAAUAGAUCCGAGACUGAGGAGCAACUCUGUGAAGUAUAUGUACUUUUCUGGGAAUCGCCUAGAUAUAAUGUGGGAUAUAGAGGGCCAGACCUACAUUAAUUUCUUUCAGGAACUCAAGGAAUUAAUCUACUUGGACAUCUCUCAGAACAUGCUACGUUCAUUCGAACAACGGAUCCUCUUUAAUCUACCAGUGAGCAUUCAAGCCCUCAGCCUUAGCAAUAAUUACCUUUUAGAUUUUCCAUGGCAGAAUAUCACAUUUUUUAGUAAUCUAACGCAUCUAAGUCUCAGUGGAAAUCACCUUUCAGUUCUGCCUAACAAUGUAACAAAGUUUCCACCACAAUUUUCCCUGUUGGACCUCAGUGGCAAUCAGAUUACCCAUCUUCCAGAUAAGUUCUUUAGCCUAGCUAACGUUUUGCAGUGUCUCUAUCUCAAUCGCAAUUCUCUCAAAGUGUUGAACCUUCAGUCAUUCCCACACCUGCUGAAAAAUGGCACUUCUCAUCAGUUGCUUACCCUGCAUGACAACCCUUUCAUCUGUGACUGUCACAACUCCGGAUUGCAUGAAUUCCUGCGGACCAGCAACACACGUAUUCCUUACCUGACCACUGCUGUUCAAUGUGAAUUCCCAGAGUCCCUGCAGGGUCAAAGUGUGCUGACCGUCGACCAGCGUUCCUGUCAGGAGAUCUAUGGUGGCUUGGGCUUCCUCCUAAGUACACUCUUCACAUGUGCAUUUAUUGCUUUGCCGCUUUUUAGACAUCUUUAUGGCUGGGAUGUGUGGUACUGCCUACAGAUCCUAUGGGCAGGAUGUAAGGGCUACUUGCAUCCUUCUGCCAGUUGCUCGCCAAAACACUAUGAUGCUUUCAUGGUGUUUGACACAAACAACCAGGCUGUGAGAGACUGGGUUUACAAUGAGUUGGUUAUCCGUUUGGAGAGCUCAGGCCACAGAAGAUUCUCUCUCUGUUUAGAGGAGAGGGACUGGAUUCCUGGGCUUUCCUGCAUUGAAAACCUCCACUAUGCUGUCCAUAGCAGCGAGAAGACAGUGUUUGUGCUGUCCAACUGCACAAGAAAUGACGCUGGUGAGGCAACGGUCAACGGUGUGAUACAGCAGACCUUUUUCAUGGUUCAGCAGAGGCUUCUUGAUGAGAAGGUGGACGUAGCCGUUGUCAUACUGCUGGACAAGAUGUUUCCCAAGCUGAAGUACCUCCAACUAAGGACAAGGUUGUGCAGGAAGUCAGUGAUGUCCUGGCCUAGAAACCCAAAGGCCCAACCCCUAUUCUGGAACCAAAUCAGGACAGCACUGUCAUCAGACAAUCUUCAAAUAUAUGACAACAACUUUAGUGAGGGUUUCAUAUAAAUUCCACUCGUUAUACAAAGUAACAAUGUAAUAACUACUGUCUCUCUGAAAAUGUGUGUAAAUAGGCUGAAAUGCUUUUCAAAGAAGACCACCGCUAUUCAACAAUUGAUGCGAUUCUUGUGAGAUGUUAAAUAAAGCAUAAGUAAAGGUUUUAUAUAAUUGUUCCUGUUCAUUUGCAUCCCUGAUCAUGUAGCGUUUUAAUUUAAGAACAGAAAACUGAUUUUGGACAAUGUACUGGAUAUGCUGCCAUUUAGAUUAAUCAAACCAUCAUGAAACUCAUGAUAUGUAUACAAUUCAAUGAUUUUAAACGUUGAAAUGCCUUUGUGGAUCUAGAGAAGGGAUUAAAGCCUACUGCUGUACUCAA